Sebastes umbrosus (honeycomb rockfish) is the source of this 4750-nucleotide messenger RNA. RefSeq names its product tensin-3-like. Lineage: Eukaryota; Metazoa; Chordata; Actinopteri; Perciformes; Sebastidae. Gene Ontology annotation, biological process: dephosphorylation. Gene Ontology annotation, molecular function: protein binding; phosphatase activity. The record is from RefSeq and is a predicted model, not a curated record. The transcript is spliced from 27 exons. The coding region runs from base 316 to 4506 and encodes 1396 amino acids.
CCAUGCCAGGACUUGUGGCCGGACUAGAGGAGAGGAAGUGUGCUGAAGGGGGCUGAGCAGCAGCAACAGCAGCAGAUCAGGAACCGAGCAAAAGACUUCCAUUUUAUCAGAAAAAAAGGCCGAGGAGGUCCAGCUGAGAGUGCAUUCCAGCAGAGCAAAAUGAGCCUCUCAGUGCGCACUAAGCCUACAGUAUGACUGAGCUGAGGGCUCUCUGAUCCGGACUCUUUCUCUCUCUCUCUCUGCAGCUCUUGGUGACAAAGGAGAAAAAAGAAAAGAAGAAGCUUUCAGUUUGAAAAGGAAGUCCCAAGAUUCAGGAUGGAGGAGGGAUACGAACUCGACCUGACAUACAUCACAGAGCGCAUCAUCGCCGUGUCCUUCCCCCGGGGGUGCACGGAGGAGAUCUACUCUCACAACCUGAAGGAUGUCACGCGGAUGCUCAAGUCCAAGCACGCGGAUAAUUACCUGAUUAUCAACCUGUCGGAGAAAAGACAUGAUCUCACUAAAAUGAACCCUAAGACUCUAGAUACGGGCUGGCCGGACAUGCACGCUCCACCUCUGGAUAAGAUCUGUACCAUCUGUAAGGCCAUGGAGAGCUGGCUCAAUGCUGACCCCCUUCAUGUGGUGGUUAUACACUGCAGGGGCGGCAAGGGUCGAAUCGGUGUCGUCAUUUCAUCCUUUGUGCAUUUCACCGACGUGUCAGCCAGUGCUGAUCAGGCGUUGGACCGCUUCGCCAUGAGGAAAUACUACGAUGAUAAGGUCUCAGCUCUGAUGACACCUUCGCAGAAACGGUAUGUUUGGAUCCUCAACAGUCUUCUAAGUGGCUCCAUGAAGAUCAACGCCUCGCCCUUGUUCCUGCACUGCGUCAUCCUUCAUGGCAUCCCAAACUUCGACGCCACUGGAGUAUGUCGUCCGUACAUCAAGGUUUACCAGGGAAUGCAAACAGUGUAUUCAUCUGGAAUCUAUCACAUUGGUCCAGGCCACAGAGACCGAGUAUGCAUCACCCUGGAGCCUGCCCAGCUUCUAAAAGGAGACAUCAUGAUUAAAUGCUAUCACAAGAGUGACGUAACUUCGGAACGUGAAGUUAUUUUCCGGCUGCAGUUCCACACGGGAGCAGUGCAGGGCUACAACCUGAUGUUUGAGAAAGAGGACAUGGAGACUGCCAACAAAGAUCCCAGAUUUGCAGAUUAUGGUAAAGUGGAGCUGGUGUUCUCAGAGGGACCGGAGAAGAUCCCAGGUGCCGACAGGUGGCAAAACGGGGCAGAUGUUAUUGUGGACUACAACACAGCAGAUCCUCUAAUCCGCUGGGACUCCUACCAGAACAUCUGUGAUGGUGAAGCGCCACGCUCUCAAGGUCUAACCCAGGACAAGGCGGCUAACAAGAGGAGCCCCGGCGGAGGAGAGGCGACGCUGGGCAGAGGGGCCCGCACCACCUCCUCCACCUCCAGCCCUGACCACAGCGACCACGCCCUCUCUGUCAGCAGUGACUCGGGCCUGUCUAGCACGUCUCUGUGGGCGGACAGACCCACACCUGUCCCAUCCACCACCGCCACCACCACCACUACCACCACCACCACCGCCACCAUCAGGCCUAACCAGGGCCCCAGCCAGCAGGAAAAGGUCCAGCUGAAGCGUCUUUUAAGUGGCUUCGGUCUUGAGGACCCCUCACUAGGGGAGAUGGGUGAUCAAGUCCCCAGAGUGGUCAUCCAGCAGGUAGUCCCGGCACAAGUGCACAUCAACGGAGACCCCAGACCCCGAGAGAGGGAAACGGACAUCCUGGAUGAUGAGGUCAUCACAGGUCACGACCUGCACAGCGUGGACAGUUUAGGGACCUUGUCGUCUUCCUGCCACAAGAGCAGCCAGAACUCCCUGCUGUCGGACGGCUUCGGGAGUCCCGGAGGAGAGGAGCAGCAGCAGAGCCAAAGCCAGCACCACCUCCACCACCACCCUGCACCUCCACCCAUGGAGGAGUAUGAGAGAGCCUAUGCUGAAGCGAGAAGGGGCUGUGUAAAUUCCAGGAGCAACUCUGUGGCCUCCGCUAAUCCCAGCGGGGCCCCCGUGCCCAAGCAGCACGUCUACAGACAGGGCAGCUACUCCACGCAGUCCUGGGUUCGCCAGCAGCAGAUGGUCGCCGCACAACAGUUCAUCUACAUGCCAGACGAUGGAAACGAUACAGAGAGAUACACAGGGAACAAGCAAGGGAGCGGUUCGACCAAAGCACAGAGCAACGCUGAACCACAGGGCCCCACCAGGGACGACGCUCUGAGGAACACGGCGCCGCACAAGGAACAGGCAACGAUGAACAAUAACAACAACAACACACGCGACGAGGAGUUCAAGUCUCUCACGAUGGACAUCGACAACUCCAUCGACCAGCUCAACCAGCUCAUAAUGGAUCUGGAUCCCACAUUCAUGCCGGUUUCAAGCCACAGCAGCUCCAUCAAGAGGAACGGCGGGACGCACGUGAACGGCUCGGUCUCCAAAUGCCCGAACGGCAUCAAUCUCAGAUUGGGCGAUAAUAACGCAGCGACCCUGAAAAACACACAGCAGACAGCUGUCCAGUCCAGUGAGGGGCGGGUGGGUGUCCUGCGGAGUCUGAGUCGCCAAGGAAGUGAUGUCACGGAUCAUCCAGGCUUCUGUAACUCAGGGUGGGGUGUGACGGAGGAGUACAGAGGACAGCGGACAUACUCCCCCUGUGUGCCACCACAGUCCCAGCACCCACUGUUGUACAGGACUGACAGCGCUGACUACAGGGCCCAGGGCCCAGACAUGGACAGCGGGGUCGAAGCCGGGAGUGACAUGACUCCUCCCACCCCCGCUUUCCCCAUCUCUCCGCCAACACCUUAUGUGAAAAGUAUGUCGGAGUUGAGUCACCUCAGGCAAACACCGUCUCCCAGCAUGCAGUCUUAUGGAGGCUACAGAACAGACCAUGAACCCCGGGGAUAUCCAGAGAUGAUCAGUCAUGUUGGAGUCGACAGUUUACCAGACUCCUCCAUCAACUGCCACAGGACGCUAAGUGCUACACACUCUGCUUCUAUUGUCGGGACCCAUCAGUGGACAGACAGUUCGUCCACGAACCAGUCCUGGCCAGAGCAUCCCGUCCUGAGCCGCCACUCGUCUCUGAGCAGCUACCCCUCCACCAGACAACCACCGCCGCACUCCAUUUCAGUGGAAUACGGCCACCACUCCCCUCCCCUGCACCACCCCCACAUCCACCCCGCCCCAAACGCCCACAGCUCUCCCCGCAGCAGCCAGCGAAGCCGCAUGGCUCGCUACGUUCUCAGCCGCAGUCCGGCUCAAAGCUUUGAAGAGCAGGAUGACUCGGGCCUCGGCUAUGGCACGGACUGUCCCAGCGCCGUCUCUAAUCGGCUUGGAAACGGAGGCAUGGACAGGGAACUUUUGCCCUCCGUGGAUGGGCAGAAUCAGUUGCAGCUGCCCCAGAUGCUGCCCCCACUUCUGCCUGAGAAGAAGAGGGCGUCAGACGGGGAGCAUUCGCUGGGAACGGCGUCUCCAGCCCUCAGCGGGUUCUCGAGUCCCCACAGUGGGAGCUCCCUGAGUAUUCCCUUCCCCAACGUUUUGCCAGACCUCUCGGCUCAGACGCUGAGCACAGCUUCACCUCUGCCAGAUGUACUGGCCAGCAAGCAGGUUACUGUAAAAUUUGUGCAGGACACAUCAAAAUUCUGGUACAAGCCAGAUAUCUCAAGGGAUCAAGCCAUUUCAGUCUUGAAGGACAAGGAGCCCGGUUGCUUCAUCGUGCGGGACAGCCAUUCCUUCAGAGGGGCUUAUGGGCUGGCAAUGAAGGUGGCGACUCCCCCACCCUCAGUUCUCCAACAGACCAAGAAAGGAGGCGAUCUAUCCAAUGAAUUAGUACGCCACUUCUUGAUUGAGUGUACACAGAAAGGAGUGCGGUUGAAGGGUUGCCCCAAUGAGCCCUAUUUUGGAAGCUUAACUGCUCUGGUGUGCCAACAUUCAAUCACCCCCUUGGCCCUGCCCUGCAAACUCAUCAUACCUGACAGAGAUCCUCUUGAAGAUGUUGCGGAGACUACGUCACAAUCAGUCACCAACUCUGCGGCUGAGCUGCUAAAACAGGGUGCAGCCUGUAACGUGUGGUACCUGGGCUCCGUGGAGAUGGAGUCUCUAACAGGCGUCCAGGCGGUGCAGAAAGCCACCAGCAUGUCCCUGAGCUCCAACCCUCCACCGACCUCCACUGUAGUUCACUUCAAGGUGUCCUCCCAGGGAAUCACCCUCACUGACAACCAGAGGAAGUUGUUCUUCAGGAGGCAUUACAAUGUCAAUACGGUCAUAUUUUGCGCAUUGGACCCUCAAGAUAGAAAGUGGAAAAAAGAUGUCUGCCCUUCAGCAAAGAUCUUUGGCUUUGUGGCGAGGAAAACUGGCACUUCCACGGACAACGUGUGUCACCUGUUUGCAGAGCACGACCCCGAGCAGCCGGCGAGCGCCAUCGUCAACUUUGUUUCCAGGGUGAUGAUCGGCUCGCAGAAGAGUAAGUAGGCCUGCUUCGGGACUGAGCUGAUCAACUGGACAGACUUUUACUGAGAGUAGAAACAAGAAAUAAAGACUGAACAGAGGACUGAAGAUGGUGACGUUAACCCUGGAUAUUAACUGGAUAUUACGUACAUAAUGAUCACUUACCAGCACCAGGACAUUUAAUUACAUCUUUCAAUAGAAACAUACACCGAUCUGCCAUAACAUUAAGACCACUGACAGGUGAAGUGCUUCUUGAUUAUCUCGUUAC